AUGAAGGGGAUGCUUGCGGAGGCGGGGCUCACCGGCUUUGCUAAGGAGCCCACCUUGUUCCGAGAUGAGAGGCCUGGCUGUGACACAGGCCUGGUGCUGCAUGCUGAUGAUGGGCUUCUUGCUUCAACACCAGCAGCCCGACAAGCCCUUGAGAAAGUGCUCGCCAAGAAGGUCAAGGUUCAAAUCAGCAGCCCACUGAAGGAGGUGGGGGAUGAGCUGGAGUUCCUGAAGCGAAGAUAUGUGAAGCUUGAAGAUGGGAUAGCAAUGUAUUCGGGGCAAAAGCAUGUUGAGGCUCUCUUGGAAGCAAUGGGGCCUGGAUUGAAAAGCAGAGACACUCCCAGUCUCUUGGAAGCUGAUACAAGUGCCGCCCUCGCUCCUGAAAGGGCCAAGCAGUACAAGGAGUGUACUGGCAGGCUCUUGUACCUGAGCCACACGAGGCCGGACAUACAGUACAGCACAUGUGUCCUUGCAAGUAAGAUGAGCUCACCAACCGUUAUGGCCUACAAGUGGCUGGCGAAAGUCGCCGGCUACCUCCAGAAGGUUCCCAGUCUUGGCUUCCUGAUCAAGCCUUUGCAACAAGCAGCCUGUUUGGAAUACAAAGGCUCAGGACCCCUUCAGCACGGAGGCCAGGUCGUCUUGGAAUCCGUAACAGAUGCUGACUGGGCUGGGUGCAAGCGAACAAGAAAGUCUCGCUCCUCGGUGCAUCUGUACCUGGGUGGCAGCUUGAUUGCCAGUCACGUUAGAACUCAGAAAUCUGUGUCGCUCAGCAGCGGGGAGUCGGAGUUCGUUGCAAUGGUGAGUGGGGGCACUGAAGUUGUGUUCAUCCGGGAGUGCCUCGACUACUUGAUGAAAGGGUUCGCUGAGAUUGAUGUUGUGCUUCGAAGUGACAGUGCUGCAGCUAGAGGCAUCAGCCAGCGAAUCGGCUGCGGCAAGGUCAGACACUUGAGCUGUGGCCUUUUGUGGGUCCAAGAGGCCAUCAAAGCCAAGGUCUUCCGUGCAAGCCCUGUGUCAGGGCAACGAAACCCCUCUGACCUGGGUACAAAACCUCUGAGCGGCCCUCGCGUCCGAGAGCUCCUAUGUCGAAGUGGAGCAGUGGACGAUGAUGGAAAUCCAUAUGGACUUGAGGACCUUGAGAGAUCCCAGAGCAAGAUGCAAGUGAAAGAAAUGAUGAAAAGCAGCGGAGUGGGCCUAGUGCAUGCGAAGAAAAUUCUGCCGAUCUUGCUUGUGAUGGCCCAAGUGCUUGGGGCUGAUGGUGCAGAGGGCUUGGGCCUCGCCGUGACGAUGGCGAUGAUGGAAGAUGCUCUUCUGUCUGGAGUGGCUACGAUGGCGACUGGCCUGGUAGUAGUGUUGUUUUGGCUUGGAGCUUUGUGGGUCAUUUGGUGGAUCUACAAGUGGGCCCUUCCAGGCCGACGAGCAACUGUGGAUCAGGCCAGCCAAGCAAAAGUGGAAAAGGUGAACCGCUACACCCAAGCGAGCAUCGGAAUGUCACCAAGCGAGCGGCAGUUCAUGAACGAGUAUGUCGACAGAUGUAGUUUUCUCACCGAAGCCCUGCAUGAAGAACAUCGUACUGUAGAGCAAUGCGAGGAAGCUUUGAUUGAGGAUAUGCCCCCGAGUCAAUCACAAUCGCAACUCACCGGGGCACAGUGUAUCAUCGUGAAGAUUGCGGAGCCCUGGCCAACAGUCGUCCUGCGGAACACUGGAGAAGAGUCCAUUGUGGGGAUGCUAUGGGAAGUGUCCAAGAAGUGGAAGAAGAUGCGGGACACCACGCCGGCUCAACUCCAGGCAUCGUUGAGAGCUACGAUGAUGGCUGGCAUGCUGAAAGCCCUGAAGGACCGACUCCAUCAGGUGACCACGGACGAGAAGCUACUGGAGAAUGCGAAAAACGUGCAACUCCUGGAUGCGCAAGGCCGCUGGGUAUACCAGGUUUGGGAUCACGAGUUGGAGAAGCUACAGGUGGAUGCCAGCCGCACACCCCUGAAGACCGAGGAGAUUCAGCAGCUGCUUGCGGUGUGCGAGAAGGCCAACGAGAGUCCGGUGCUGUAUCGUUUUCAUGCGAAGGCCGAGUACAGCUGCUCGGAGUUCGUACACUUCGAGAUAGAAGUGGGUCGUCGAGGUCAGGAAGCAGCGGACCUGUAUCGGAGCUUGAAGGUGCUGUGCCAGUGCUCGGUCUUGCAGAUCAUCGGUGCCCGUCUCCGCAAAGACAAACCGGGGAGGUCUGCCGCAGCACACAGGAUCCAGGACUGCCUUCGCUGA
Molecule: messenger RNA, 2253 nt
Organism: Symbiodinium natans
Lineage: Eukaryota; Dinophyceae; Suessiales; Symbiodiniaceae
Source: the annotation of a GenBank genome assembly